CCCCUUGUCCCCCACCGCGCGCGUUCCGCCCGCCCCGGAGCCUCGCCCUCCGCCACGAUGAGCAAAUGAGCGCGAGCGAGGGCAUGAAAUUUAAAUUCCACUCAGGGGAGAAAGUCCUGUGCUUCGAGCCUGACCCCACCAAGGCGCGAGUGCUGUACGAUGCCAAGAUUGUGGAUGUUAUUGUUGGGAAAGACGAAAAAGGCAGAAAGAUCCCGGAAUAUCUAAUCCAUUUUAAUGGUUGGAACAGAAGCUGGGAUAGGUGGGCAGCUGAAGACCAUGUCCUCCGGGAUACCGACGAAAAUCGGAGAUUACAACGAAAAUUGGCCAGAAAAGCUGUAGCUCGCCUAAGCACAGGAAGGAAGAAGAAGCGCUGCCGGCUGCCUGGUGUUGAUUCCGUCUUAAAAAGCCUCCCCGUUGAAGAAAAAGAUAAAAGCAAUGAGAACUCUGUAAGCACUUCCUCUGGUGACAGCAGUGACGAAAAGGAUGGCGCAAUAAGUGAAGAAAGUGACAUUGAAGAAAAGACUGAAGUGGUAAAGAAAGUCGUGCUGGAGCCGCGCAGGAAGAGGGCGAUGGAAGAGAGAGCCAUCACCAUAGACAUCCCCGAUGUGUUGAAGAAGAAGCUGGAGGACGACUGCUACUACAUCAACCGGAGGAAGCGGUUAGUGAAGCUCCCGUGCCAGACCAACAUCAUCACCAUCCUGGAAUCCUACGUGAAGCAUUUCGCCAUCAACGCAGCCUUCUCGGCCAACGAGCGGCCCCGGCAUCACCACGCCAUGGCCCAGGCCAGCAUGAACGUGAAUUACAUCCCGGCAGAAAAGAACGUGGACCUCUGCAAGGAGAUGGUGGACGGAUUGCGAAUAACCUUCGAUUAUACGCUCCCGUUGCUCUUGCUGUAUCCUUACGAACAAGUUCAGUACAAAAAGGUGACCUCGUCCAAAUUUUUCCUUCCCAUUAAGGAGAGUGCCACCAGCUCCAGUAGGAGCCAGGAGGAGCUCUCGCCAAGCCCGCCCUUGUUGAACCCGUCCACCCCGCAGUCCACGGAGAGCCAGACCACCGGGGAGCCGGCCACCCCCAAGCGGCGUAAAGCAGAGCCCGAGGCCCUGCAGUCGCUGCGGCGCUCCACCCGCCACUCCGCCAACAGCGACCGGCUGUCUGAGAGCAGUGCCUCGCCGCAGCCCAAGCGCCGGCAGCAGGACGCGGCAGCCAGCAUGCCCAAGCUGUUCCUGCACCUGGAGAAGAAAACGCCUGUGCAUAGCAGAUCCUCCUCACCUGUGCCCGUGACCCCCAGCAAGGACGGCAGCGCCGUGUUCGCCAGCUUUGAAGGCAGAAGAACCAAUGAGAUCAAUGAGGUCCUCUCCUGGAAGCUCGUGCCCGACAGCUACCCGCCAGGCGACCAGCCGCCUCCACCCUCGUACAUUUAUGGGGCCCAACACUUGCUGAGAUUAUUUGUGAAACUUCCAGAAAUCCUUGGGAAGAUGGCCUUUUCUGAGAAGAACCUGAAGGCUUUACUGAAGCACUUUGAUCUCUUUCUGAGGUUUUUAGCCGAGUACCACGACGACUUCUUCCCAGAGGCUGCCUACGUUGCCGCCUGCGAGGCGCACUACAGCACUAAGAACCCCCGGGCCAUGUACUAGUGCCCGCGGCUCUGAAGAACAGCCUCUCUGGACGGCUCCCUGGGGAGAGCUGGGGAGCCCGCCCUUGGGGAUCCCAGUUAUUUGAGUUACUCCAUACUGUAGUUUUUUCUGUUAUGUAGUACUUUCCCGAUGCCUGAUUGGCCUCUGAAAUCCGGCCCAGCCAUGGCCUGUGUCCCCUGGGAGGCAGAGAGAGCACCUUGUCCCCGGUGACACGUCAGGGGACGUGUGCGCGGGCCAGGCUGUUUCCAUAGGAAUCGGCAUCGUUAGCAACAAUCCCCCUUUUUUUUAGUUCUUCGUUAGCACUGAGCAGAAUGGUUUUGCCCACUUUCUAUUCUUAGAUGACCCCGAGCAACUCCUGACAAAGCUGAGUUUGGCUCGGGAAAUGCGAAGUAGUCCCCAAGUAUUGUAGAAGGAAUCGCUGGUGGAGGCGGACGGAGAGGGGCCUCGGGCAUUGGCCUGGCCGGCUGGCUCCUCUUCUUAAAGCCUUGCCGGUGGUGAUCGAAGGAAAGCGUCGCCUGACUUGUUUGAGAUGUCCCGGCCCUGCCUGGCUGUGUAACAUACGGUUCCCGCUCUGUGAGAUGCUCUUUCGGAUGGCCUGAAUAAAGCCGCCCGGCUUGGCAAGAACCAGGAGGGUUUGCAGUCUGGCCUGGUCCUCUUUCUUA
Messenger RNA from Pipistrellus kuhlii (Kuhl's pipistrelle), 2296 nucleotides. RefSeq names its product MSL complex subunit 3 (gene MSL3). Gene Ontology annotation, cellular component: NuA4 histone acetyltransferase complex; MSL complex; nucleus. The coding region runs from base 66 to 1634 and encodes 522 amino acids. Gene Ontology annotation, biological process: chromatin organization; regulation of DNA-templated transcription. The transcript is spliced from 13 exons. The record is from RefSeq and is a predicted model, not a curated record. Lineage: Eukaryota; Metazoa; Chordata; Mammalia; Chiroptera; Vespertilionidae.